This is a messenger RNA of Camelus dromedarius (Arabian camel), 1356 nucleotides long. RefSeq names its product transmembrane serine protease 11D (gene TMPRSS11D). Lineage: Eukaryota; Metazoa; Chordata; Mammalia; Artiodactyla; Camelidae. Gene Ontology annotation, biological process: proteolysis. The transcript is spliced from 10 exons. The record is from RefSeq and is a predicted model, not a curated record. Gene Ontology annotation, cellular component: plasma membrane; extracellular region. The coding region runs from base 1 to 1356 and encodes 451 amino acids. Gene Ontology annotation, molecular function: serine-type endopeptidase activity.
AUGAAGGGAGACCAGCUUGAGGCUAGUUCCGUAUUUCAGAAAUGGAAUGAAUAUGGCUCCAACAAAAGUGCUGGGAGUUGUGACAAAACUUGUGACAUAUCUAAGAGGCCAGCACGGGUGCCAUCGGCCUCAAGAUCCCUGAACCCAUUCAUAGUGUGUUUUGUUGUCAUCGCAGUGGUGGUGAUCCUGGCAUUGAUCAUAGGUCUACUUGUCUACUUUUUUGCUUUUGAUCAAAAAUCUUAUUUUUACCAUAGCAGCUUUAAAAUCCUAAAUGUUGAAUACAGUGAUGAGUUAAGUUCACCAGUUACACAGAAAUAUAGAAAUUUCUGUGGAAGAAUUGAAUCUAUGAUUUCUAAAACAUUCAGAGAGUCAAAUUUAAGAAAUCAGUUCGUCAGAGCUCAUGUUGCCAAACUGAGGCAAAGUGGUAGUGAUGUGAUAGCAGACAUUGUCAUGAAAUUUAAAUUCACCAGAAAAAACAAUGGAGCAUCAAUGAAAAGUAGAAUUGAGUCUGUUUUACAGCAAAUACUGAAUAACUCUGGAAGCCUGGCAAUAAACCCUUCAACUGAGAUAACAUCAAUAACUGACCAGGAUGCAGUAAACAUUCUCACUCAAGAAUGUGGGGCCCGUCCAGACCUAAUAACAUUGUCUGAGGAGAGAAUCAUAGGAGGCACUCAGGCUGAGGAAGGAGACUGGCCAUGGCAAGUCAGUCUACAGUGGAAUAAUCUUCACCACUGCGGAGGUGUCUUGAUCAGUAGCACGUGGAUACUGACAGCAGCUCACUGCUUCAGAAGCUACUCUGAUCCUCGACGAUGGACUGCCACCUUUGGUAUCUCCACAACAUCUCCUAAACAGAGAAUAGGAGUAAGAACUAUUUUAAUCCAUAACAAUUAUGAACCUGACACUCAUGAAAAUGAUAUUGCACUUGUACGACUUGAUAGAGAAGUCACCUUUGACAAAAAUAUCCAUACAGUGUGUCUCCCAGUGGCUAACCAGAAUAUUCCACCUGGAUCUACUGCUUAUGUAACAGGAUGGGGAUCUCGAAAGUAUAGUGGCCCUACAGUUGCACAUCUAGAGCAAGCACGGGUCAAUAUAAUAAGUCACAAUGUAUGUAAUGCACCAACUAGUUACAAUGGAGCCGUCUUGUCUGGAAUGCUAUGUGCUGGAGUAUCUCAAGGUGGAGUGGACGCAUGCCAGGGUGACUCUGGUGGCCCACUAGUACAAGAAGACUCACGGCAGCUUUGGUUCCUGGUGGGGAUAGUAAGCUGGGGUUAUCAGUGUGGUCUGCCAGAUAAGCCUGGAGUGUACACUAGAGUGCCAGCCUAUCGUGACUGGAUAACCCAACAAACUGGGAUCUAG